CAGGCCAUCAAGGACCCCUGACAGACACGGCAGCAACCAACAGCUCAUCCACAUCCAAAGCCUUUCCAUUCCAUCUCACGCACACUCUGCGUCGGAUCCAAGCAAGCAAAGCGUCUCCAUGGCUUCGACGACGGCGUCCAACCUGGGCGGGGCGUGGUUCGGCGAGCUGGCUUCAGCGCUGCAGGGGACGUGGCAGGCGGUGGCCGCCACCGCCGGCGAGGACCCGCGGCAGCUCCAGCAGCAGAAGCCGGCACGAGGCGGCGGCAGCAGCAACAAGGCGGCGCAGGGCAAGGAGGAGGGGGACGUCGCGAGGUGCGGCGGCGCCAUGUCCGACACCACGCUCUACCUGCUGCUCGACCGGUUCACGCCCAACUGAGCUGACCGGACCCCCUUGGUCGCCCGUCGUGUCCGUCGGCGCGUGCUGUAGUACUCUACUGUACUGUACAGGCGGAAUAACUGCGCGCCAUGGUUUUGUGUAAAUGCUGUAAAUUGCAAUGCCAUGUUUCUAAUCUGAUGAUUACUCACUUUCCCCUGUUC
Molecule: messenger RNA, 537 nt
Organism: Sorghum bicolor (sorghum)
Lineage: Eukaryota; Viridiplantae; Streptophyta; Magnoliopsida; Poales; Poaceae
Exons: 1
Coding region: 119-376 (85 amino acids)
Source: RefSeq, a predicted model, not a curated record